Annulohypoxylon maeteangense is the source of this 1133-nucleotide messenger RNA. RefSeq lists its product as uncharacterized. The coding region runs from base 359 to 1102 and encodes 247 amino acids. The record is from RefSeq and is a predicted model, not a curated record. The transcript has a single exon. NCBI's taxonomy places the organism in Eukaryota, Fungi, Ascomycota, Sordariomycetes, Xylariales, Hypoxylaceae.
GACGCCUACAAUCCCAACAGAAGCCUGGCCUGUUCCUCCUUCGCCUUUUUUUCAGGCGCGUUUUACUCGCUCAAACUCGCUUCCAGUAUUAGACUUGGGAGGAUUGAAUGAUAAGCCGUCAGCAUUGACAACUCCCGGUUCAAGGGAGAGUUUUUCUGGUUCGCCCAAUCCUAAGGCAAUUAACCGACCAGCCUCUGUAGCCUCGACUAUCCGUUGUGGCGAUGAAGCCCUCAAGCAGCGCAUCGAGCGUCUGCGUGCUGGUGGCUGGCAAAGAAAGCGCUUCGAUAGUCGACGGUACGAGGCCUUACGAGAACAAGUCUUAUGCGAACUUGGUGCCUAAGAGAUUACGUUCUGACGCAUGUCAGCUUACAUGCAUGAAUAUUUGCGUUCCAAUCUAGUUAGCUUCGCCGAUCGCCUACAUACAUAUCACAGCAUCUUUCAUUUUCAUCUUUUUUGUAUAUUGCACAUGAUUGUACCAUUUUCCCUUCGCAUUUCUGUAUGGCCUAUUAACGGAGAGUUGGGGGUUACAAAGGAGGCGAGGAAGACCGGAGUUUGGAAGUGUGCGCUCAUGGAACCAAACUGGAAAAAAAUCGAAAUGCCGUUUUUCGUUGGAUACGACGUCAUUAUCAACUACUACAGCUACGUAUUAGCUAUUAUCUAUUAUACCCAACCGGCUAGUAGGCCGCCCAAAGGACAAACGAAAGGGAUAGGACCGGAAAAGAGCCAGAUCGGGAAAGACGAGGCGCACACACCUAUGACACACAUACACGCAAAAGCAAAAGCAAAAGUCGCCGAGGAAGAAAAGAGACGAGAAAACGUCCACGAAAACGAAACGACGACGAAAUGUAUAAUUAUGUGUCCAUGUACAUAUUGUUCAUUAUUGCAUGAGAUUAUUCUCACGAUCCUCCCUUUUCUGUCGCACUUCAGCCUUGUUAGGUGGAGUGGGCAGAAGGGAGGGAUUUACUUAAUAACGAGUCACGGCUUCGUAUGUAUAUAUGCAGUUCAUUAUAAAUACAAUUUUUAUCAGAUAUCAAUCAUCAGAUUAUGCAGUGUGAAUAUCGAACUUGAAGUAAUUGUGUUUAUGUGUUUACCUAGUACGUAGGUAGAUAGGGGCGAGGCAAGAUAGACCGCUA